AUGACUGAGGAAGAGUGUUUAUGCGAUCGAACUUACAGAGCUCAUCAAAGGCAGGAAAGCAAACCAGAGAAACACGAAAAUCGCUCGUUACCAAGGCACACAAAUCAAGAUCACAAGGUAUUUUAAAAGCUUUGUUUUAAACGGAACAACUCUAAGACAUGGUUUGAUGCUACUCUGGUUUAAAGAUUUGAUGAAUGUUACGAGACGUUACAAUUCAUAGUCCCAACGUUUCGCCAAUCCUGUCCAGUGCUUCCUCUAAUAACUUCUUGGUUACAUUCAUUAGAUCUUUAAACCAGAGUAGCAUCAAACCAUGUCUGAUUGUCCACCUGGUUGCCAUGUGAACUUUAAUAUAUCGGAGUAACUCUUAUUUUAAUGCCUUUCUUCGCUUCCAGUCAGUAAACUUUCGAUGUGUUUGUUUUUUUAAAACUUUUAAAUUCUAAAAAGGUAUACGAUCGAACAUAAUGCACAUUUUCACGACCCGAGAUGCUAAAUGCUUGUUUCAAAACCGACUACAAAUAUAAUUGAAAUUGUGACUUUUGGAUUAUGCCAACCUGUACCAAGCAUUUGACAUUUGACUUUUGACUGCCAGAAUUAACUCGUCCACCUUAUCAGCUUGACUUAGCCGUCUGUUUUUUCCUUCUCAAGGGUCCAGAAAAUCAGUUAUUGUACAGUCAGCUGGGAAGAGUUGUUAUCAAGAAGCACACGUACUUAACCCCUAUAACACAUGCUACGUAUCCAUGGAACUAUGCCCAACCACCCGGCAGAAAAUCAGCCUUUAAAAUGCCAAAAACUGUUUACCCUAAGAGAUGA
Pocillopora meandrina is the source of this 810-nucleotide messenger RNA. The record is from the annotation of a GenBank genome assembly. Lineage: Eukaryota; Metazoa; Cnidaria; Anthozoa; Scleractinia; Pocilloporidae.